Ostreobium quekettii is the source of this 525-nucleotide messenger RNA. The record is from the annotation of a GenBank genome assembly. Lineage: Eukaryota; Viridiplantae; Chlorophyta; Ulvophyceae; Bryopsidales; Ostreobiaceae.
AUGUCGAUGUGCGAGGCGGGGCGCCAGAGGGGCGCCGCCUUCGCGAUCCGCUGGCUGGGCACGGAGCGCCGCGGGGAGAGGGAGGCGGGCGAGUCCGCGCUGGCGCAGUCGCCUGAAGUUAAGUUGCUCCGGGCGCUCGAAGAGCAUCGAGAUUGCAGUUGCCUUGAUGAGGUGGAACCGAAGCGAGCCAGCAUGGACAUCCAGGGGAAGGAAAUCGCCCCACAGCUGUCUGAAGAAGAGGGCAGCAGGUACUACUGGGAACUGGGCAGGACUCUGGGCCAAGAGCUCCUUCGCCGGCAUGAAUGGGGCCGGGAUGCACACGUGGGGGCUCUGAACUUCAGGGACAGCAAGAGGCGGGCGCAGUCCCGCCUUUACAGUCAGCACAAGCUCAGCAACCCCUCCAGGUUCUACAGGGAGGCUGCGCGCCACCCCGAGGGGGACAUCAUGGACUCCAUGGCGCUGGCCCUCAGGAGAAAGGUCACCUUGCUGGACUGCAAGGCAAUGGGCGCUCAGCGCUCGUGCUGA